Molecule: messenger RNA, 1741 nt
Organism: Dendrobium catenatum
Lineage: Eukaryota; Viridiplantae; Streptophyta; Magnoliopsida; Asparagales; Orchidaceae
Product: probable 1-acylglycerol-3-phosphate O-acyltransferase
Exons: 9
Coding region: 190-1389 (399 amino acids)
Molecular function (GO): A2-type glycerophospholipase activity
Source: RefSeq, a predicted model, not a curated record
AAUUCCCCCCGCAGAUCUGCUUUCUUCAAGGAACUUUCUCCGCUAGACAGACGUGGGCGCAUUCGUCAUUCGUGACGCGGUAUUUUUUUCUUAGAUGGCCUCUCGCUUCUCCUCCUCCCAAUCUUCGUGAGACUGGUUGCUUAUUAAAAGCUCAACCCCUCUUACAAGGAAGACGCGGUUCGCCAUGUGAUGCACAGAGCUGUUGCUACGAAGAUGGCGGAGGAGGUUAGCCGAGCGGCAGCAUCGGAGGCAGUGGUGACGAGUUCGUCGAAGUGGGCAUGGCCGCGUGCCCUACGGUGGGUUCCCACCUCCACCGAUCACAUCAUCGCUGCGGAGAAGCGCCUCCUCUCGCUUGUCAAGACUCCAUAUGUACAAGAGCAGGUCAAUAUUGGUUCUGGGCCGCCUGGUUCCAAAGUUAGGUGGUUCAGAUCCUGUAGUGAUGAGUCCAGAUUCAUCAAUACGGUAACAUUUGAUAGCAAAGACAACUCUCCUACUCUUGUCAUGGUACAUGGUUAUGGUGCUUCUCAAGGUUUCUUCUUUCGGAACUUUGAUGCCUUGGCUAGUCGUUUUCGGGUGAUUGCUAUUGAUCAACUUGGUUGGGGAGGAUCAAGUAGACCGGACUUUGCCUGUAAAAGCACGGAAGAAACUGAGGCGUGGUUUAUAGAUUCUUUUGAGGAAUGGCGUAAAGCAAAAAAUCUUAAUCAAUUUAUCUUACUUGGACAUUCUUUUGGAGGAUAUGUUGCUGCGAAGUAUGCUCUGAAGCAUCCUGAACAUGUUCAGCACUUGAUUUUAGUAGGACCAGCUGGCUUUUCAUCAGAGACAGAACAUAGCUCAGAAUGGUUAACUAAAUUUAGAGCAACAUGGAAAGGCACUAUUGUUAAUCAUCUCUGGGAAUCAAACUUUACCCCUAUGAAAAUUAUCCGGGGCUUAGGCCCUUGGGGCCCUGAUCUAGUACGUAGAUAUACAACAGCUAGAUUUGGUGCUUACUCUAGUGGUAGCGUCUUAAAUGAAGGCGAGGCUACUUUGUUGACAGACUACGUGUACCAUACUUUGGUAGCAAAAGCGAGUGGAGAAUUAUGUUUGAAGUAUAUAUUCUCUUUUGGAGCAUUUGCACGGAAACCCCUUCUACAAUGUUCAUCGGAUUGGAAAGUCCCUACUACCUUCAUUUACGGAUAUGAAGACUGGAUGAGUUACAAAGGAGCACAACUAGCACGAGAGAGCAUGAAGGUUCCAUGCGACAUAAUCAGAGUUCCCCAGGGUGGCCACUUCGUUUUCAUAGACAACCCUUCAGGAUUUCACUCUGCUGUUCUCCAUGCGUGCCGUAGAAUUCUUUCCCCGCAUUCGGAGACCUGGGAUGAGCCGUUGCCCCAAGGCCUUACUUCUGCUUGAAGAUCAUUACUUAGAUUUUGUUUGGGACGAUUUUUUUAUUGCUUCUUAAAACAGUUUUUUAAUAUAAAAAUUUAAACUUUUGUAUUAAAAAACUAUUUUUAAAAAGUAUGAAAAAAACCGUCCCAAAUGAAGCCUUAGUCGCAUUUGUUUAUUGUAACAAAUAUCCACCCCUCCCUCCUCAUGUGCCCUUACAUUAAUAAAACUGAUGAUAGGCCAUUAUAUAUGUAGAUGUUAGCUCCUUUCCCAAAUGUGUUAGUGAUAAAAUUAGCUUCUUGGGAUGUCCAUUCCCUCGUGAUAAAUGCCCAAAAACAAGGCUUUACUUAUUAAUGACAACUCUGCAGACCUGCCAAAC